Molecule: messenger RNA, 756 nt
Organism: Adineta ricciae
Lineage: Eukaryota; Metazoa; Rotifera; Eurotatoria; Adinetida; Adinetidae
Source: the annotation of a GenBank genome assembly
AUGGCUGCUUACAAGAUAGUAUUAGUUCGUCAUGGUGAAAGUGAAUGGAAUCAGAAGAACUUAUUUUGUGGAUGGUACGACGCUGAUUUAUCAGAAAAAGGUUCAGAAGAAGCCAAGCAAGCUGGCAAAUGGCUCAAGGAAAAAGGCUACACAUUUGAUGUGGCUUUUACAUCUGUAUUGAAACGAGCUAUUAAAACUCUUUAUAAUAUUCAACAAGAAUUAGACUUACAUUGGAUACCCGUUCAUCGUCACUGGCGUUUGAAUGAACGUAUGUAUGGCGCUUUACAAGGUAAAAACAAAGCUGAAACUGCAGCUAAAUACGGUGAAGAUCAAGUCAAAGUUUGGCGACGUGCUUAUGAUAUUCCACCACCACAACUCGAAGAAUCGAGUGAAUACAAUCCAAGAAAUGACAAUAAAUAUAAAAAUUUAGAUCGACGUGUUUUACCGUUAACUGAAUGUUUGAAAGAUACUGUUGAGCGUGCAUUACCAUAUUGGCACGAUGCUAUCGUCCCAGCUAUUCGUUCCGGACAAAAAGUUCUCAUUGCUGCACAUGGCAACUCCUUACGUGCUUUAAUCAAAUAUCUCGACAAUGUACCGGAUGCAGAAAUUGUCGAACUUAAUCUACCGACAGGUAUUCCACUCGUUUACGAACUCGACGAAAAUUUAAAUCCCAUCAAACAUUACUACGUUGCACCCGAUGAUGUCGUUCAAAAGGCGAUUGAUCAAGUUGCUAACCAAGGCAAAGCCAAGAAAUGA